Messenger RNA from Lotus japonicus, 2376 nucleotides. RefSeq lists its product as uncharacterized. The coding region runs from base 202 to 1905 and encodes 567 amino acids. Gene Ontology annotation, biological process: protection from non-homologous end joining at telomere; double-strand break repair via nonhomologous end joining; interstrand cross-link repair. Gene Ontology annotation, molecular function: 5'-3' DNA exonuclease activity; damaged DNA binding. The transcript has 3 exons. The record is from RefSeq and is a predicted model, not a curated record. NCBI's taxonomy places the organism in Eukaryota, Viridiplantae, Streptophyta, Magnoliopsida, Fabales, Fabaceae.
CUCAAGCUUCCGCGGGAAGCCUCGCCAUUUUGAACGAAGCCAAAUGUUUCUGCCUGACACAAAACCACAAAACCUACUCUCGACGACGAUGGUUGUGGCGAGAGGAAUCUGAAUCUGAAACCGUUUUCGAUAAUCGAUUCCUUCAUCCAUAGCAGAUGAUGAAGAAUUGAUGGAUGAUUGGUAGUUACAGAAGAAGAGAAGAUGCCGAUCGAAAUGCCCAGAGGUUUACCUUUCUCCGUCGACACAUGGAGUAGUUCAUCUUCAUCGUCGAAGCGCCACCAUUUCCUCACACACGCUCACAAAGACCAUUCCUCCAACAUAGCUUCCCACUUCUCCUCUUCCUCUUCCCCAAUUUACUCCACGCUUCUCACCAAAACCCUUCUCCUUCAACAAUUUCCCCAGCUAGAUGCAUCCUUGUUUCUGGACAUUGAGGUAGGCCAGUCAUUGAUAAUCGACGAUCCUUCUGGCGCCUUCACGGUUACCGCUUUCGACGCCAAUCACUGCCCUGGGGCUGUGAUGUUCUUGUUUGAAGGAAAAUUUGGUAACAUUCUGCACACAGGAGAUUGCAGGUUUACCACUGAGUGUCUCCUCAACUUGCCUCACAAGUAUGUUGGCAAGAAGGGGAAGGAGCCGCGUUGUCCUCUUGAUUGUGUCUUCUUAGACUGUACUUUUGGAAAUUUCUCUCGCGCCAUGCCUACUAAGCCUUCUGCUGUUCAACAGGUUCUUAAUUGUAUAUGGAAGCAUCCUGAUGCAACAAGAGUGUAUCUUAUCUGUGACAUUCUCGGACAGGAAGAGAUCCCUGUUAACGUGUGUCAAAUAUUUGGAGGCAAGAUAUAUGUUGAUAAAGCUAAAAAUCCUGAAUGUUUCAAGAACCUAGCACUUAUAGCGCCUGAAAUCCUUUGUGAAGAUCCAUCCUCUCGUUUUCAUUUGUCUGACGGAUCUCCAGGACUAUAUGAAAGAGCAAGAGCAAAGCUGGUUGAGGCCAAGGCAACUCUUCAACCAGAACCUCUCAUUAUCCGCCCUUCGGCACAGUGGUAUGCUUGUGAAGAAGGGUUCUCUGAUAUUGAAAACGCUAAAAAAAAGAGGACCAGUGAAGCAGUUAAGGAUCAGUUUGGUGUUUGGCAUGUGUGUUACUCAAUGCACUCAUCCAGGGAGGAAUUGGAAUGGGCGCUUCAACUUCUUUCACCAAGGUGGGUUGUUUCAACAACCCCCAGCUGCAGGGCUAUGGAGCUGAACUAUGUUAAGAAACACUGCUUUAAGUCUAAAGCAGCUCUCAAUAACUCUGUAUUGAAGCUUCUGGAUAUGACUGUGGAGACUUCUGAUAAUGUGGAGGCAUUGGUCAAAUCUGUAAGCUGUUUUCCUGUGCUUGAAGGGAUCCCUCAGCCUUGUGUGCAAACUAAAUCACCCGUCAAACACUGCACUGAGGCUAAAGCACCGGAAGAAUUGCCUCUACCUGGCAAACGCUUGCCUGUCACAUUAUUUGGAAGAGCAAGGCUCGGUCUCCAGGAUAUUACCUUUUCACAAGGGAGUAAUAUUUUGCCAGUUAAUGCCCUUUCGGAGGAAGUUUCAAGUGAUGCACCACAAGAAUUCUUGGAUAAUGUGGAGAAUGAUGAAGUGAAAUGCGAUAGGUCACUGGAAAGAAAGGAAGAUUCACAUCCAGUGAAGAAGUAUCAAUGGGAGAGGUCACAGGAAAGAGAGGAAGACUCUUAUCUAGUGAAGGAGUAUAAGCAAUCCGAGGUUCAGGAAGACACAAGAUUUCAUAAGAGUGCCUCCUAUUCAGAUACUAGAUCCUCAGGCUUGAGUGAAAGUGUCAGAAAGUUGUAUAGGUCAAUGAACAUUCCUGUGCCUCAACCUCUUCCCUCCUUGGUGAGUCUUAUAAAUUCCAAUAAACGUUUCAAGAGGUGAACUGAUUAGUAGGCUUGCUUUCUUGAACUUUGAUCUAUGAUUCUUAAAAUUUUCAAGAAUUUAUUUCACCUUGCUCUAUGUUCAACCCAUCUAUGUUGCAAGAGUGCUUGACAAGUAACAGCAAGUAAUUUGCAGCAGAAAUGCGGAAGUGUAGCAAUCUGUUACAAUACAAUUAUUGUUCUUUUCUCUUUUAAUAAGAGAUGCAUCAAAGGAUGUUGUACACAGGAAUUAGAAUGUAAGUGAGCUCAUGAAUAUUAUAUUAUUAUGGCAAUUGGAUCAUUUGUCCUAAAGUAUUACAUGUAAACGGAAGUUUGUGGCUUGACAAGGAGCAUUAGAAAUGAAGCAGCAAGCUUCUGUGGCCAUAAAAGUGGUGCUUAGCCCUAAACCUGAGCAUUGUUGUAUUUCUGUUCUUGAUUAACUGUUGGAUUGCUUUCCGUGAAUAGAUUCAUCCUAUUUUGACAUGGAAAUUAA